This is a messenger RNA of Aspergillus affinis, 2832 nucleotides long. Its product is annotated as exo-beta-1. The transcript has 6 exons. Lineage: Eukaryota; Fungi; Ascomycota; Eurotiomycetes; Eurotiales; Aspergillaceae. The record is from RefSeq and is a predicted model, not a curated record. Gene Ontology annotation, molecular function: polygalacturonase activity. The coding region runs from base 1 to 2832 and encodes 943 amino acids.
AUGGCGAUAAUACCGUCUAUCGUCAAUUUCAUACUCUCCGUCGGCCCUGCAAUCACGGGCGGGGGAUCGAAUGAUCAUGGAGUAGCACCAACGUAUUAUCCACCGCUGGAUUAUAAGCCUAAGCCUACGGGUAUUCCGUUCACGUUGAAAAACGAGAGUGCUGUGGCCGACCGACCGAACAGCAAUAUCCCCAUCACAAGCACGAGCAUGUACAGUAUCAUGGCCCCUGAAGAGUCGACGAGUAGCAGCUCCUAUAUUCUUCCCAGCGUCAGUGACAGCUCGUUCGCCUCCACCACUCCCACGAGUCCAAGCAGCAUUACGGUGCCCAUGCAGCAGACGACGGACAGCAGUAUUGCAUCCGCCGCAGAUCCAAGCACAAGCAGUUCCGCAGUAUAUCCAAGCACGGUCAGCUACGCGGUGGGAGUAUCAACACAGCAAGCCAGCAGCAGCAGCAGUGUAACGCCUGAGCAGCCGACGAGUAGCAGCAUUCCCUCUCCUUCAACGACUCCGAGUCCCACCGCGGUAUCAGAGCAACCGGCAGCCAACAGCACAUCCGCCGACAUUCACGCAACCUUGGAUGGCAACGGCCAACAAGUCAACAACAAUGCUCAGACCGGUCAAGAAUGGGAAUCGUGCAGCUCGGGUGGUGCGGCAGCUGGUUACUGGUACGCGAACAUCGAGCACAAUGGCCAAUCUUCAUUUUUGGAAUCGGGAUCGAAAGAAAACUACACCGUGUUUCGCAACGUGGUGACGGAUUUCAAAGCCGACAAUACGGGAGCGACAGAUGCCUCGGGGGCGAUCCAGAAUGCAAUCCAGGCCGGACCAACGAACGGACCCGAUCGUGGAUCCCACUUCAUGGGAACCACUGGCCAGCCCGCUAUUAUUUAUCUACCACCUGGAACGUACCUAUUGAGCGCUGCACUGCAAUUCUACGUCGGAACAGUCAUCGUGGGAGAUCCGACCAAUCCCCCAACCCUGAAAGCAGCAUCGGAGUUCUCAGGCGAUCAUAUGAUCUACGCGAAGGAUCCCAGCUACGUCGGCACGAUCAACUUCCAAAUCGGAAUCAAGAAUAUCAUAUUGGAUUCCACGGCCGUCGCGGCAACCCAGGCGUUUAAUCUUGUCGAUUGGACCGUGAGUCAGGCGACGCAAUUGGCCAACGUUGUGUUUAAUAUGCCGACCGGGGACACAAACCACGUUGGACUUACUACGCAGUAUGACUACAAUAGUAACCUCAUUAUGAACGAUUUGUGGUUUCAAGGCGGUUCCAUCGGCAUGAAGCUGAGUGGCCAGCAAUGGGUUUUCAAGAGCCUCAGAUUUACUGGAACCAAGAUUGGUGUUAUUGCAGGUGGAACCGAUAUUGUGUUCAUGGACUGCCAUUUCGAGCAGGGCGAUAUCGGGAUCGACGCAGGCGGUACGUCUGGAUCGUUGACGGUGAUCGACUCAUCGGGCUCCGGUUUGAAUUCGUUCAUCGUGUCAGGCGAUUCAGGGAAUGCGGGAAACGCAAUCAUUCUGGAAAACAUCCAGAACACCGGUACUACGGUGACUUUGGGAGGGGAGGCCAAACUGUCCGGUCCUGUGGCUGACACUUGGGUACAUGGAACGGUGUACGAUCCGGGAAAUGCCAACAAACGGAGAGCCGAUGGGGAUUCGGUCACCACUCCUCGGCCUUCAAACCUGGCCCCUGGAGGCAAGUAUUUCACAAUGCCACCCCCGACGUAUAGGGAAUACAGCGCAGACCAAGUCGUGAACAUCAAAUCUGUCCCUGGGCUCCCUGUGUACGGUGACGGUUCGACCGACGAUAGCCAGAACAUCAACCGAAUUCUGACGGAGAAGCGUGGAUGCCAACUGAUCUAUUUCCCGGCUGGCACGUAUAUCGUGGCCGAUACUAUCUUCGUACCCGGCGGCACUCGGAUUAUCGGCGAUGCAUUUGCCAGCGUGAUUAGCGCCACUGGCAAUCUAUUUAAAGAUGAGGCGUCGCCGCGUGCGAUGGUCCGAUUCGGAUAUCCUGGCGAUAUGGGCAUCGCGCAGGUCAGCGACAUGAUGUUCACCGUCGCUGAUAUCUUGCCCGGCUGUAAAAUGGUCGAAGUCAACAUCGCAGGAGAACAGCCCGGCGAUGUUGGGUUCUGGAACACACAUUUCCGAAUUGGAGGCGCGGUCGGAAGUCGAGUGCAAACCGACUGUGCGGCCUCACCGGGCGAAUGCAAGGCCGCUUUUGGCCUUCUUCAUCUCUCCACCACCUCAUCGGCCUACAUCGAGAACAUGUGGGGGUGGACCGCGGACCACGAUCUAGAUGGAGACCACACGCAGAACAUCGGCACGGGUCGGGGCCUGUUGGUCGAAGCCACCAGCGCCACUUGGCUGAUCGGCACCGGCUUUGAGCAUCACACGCUCUACCAGUACAACUUUGAACGGGCGCGCAAUGUCUUUUCCGCCCUGCAACAGAGUGAGACGCCCUACUGGCAAGGCCCGGGCAAUCUCUACGCGCCAGCCCCGUGGGCCGAUCACCCCGUUCCCAGCGAUCCGAACUUUUCGCACUGCGCGCCCGAAGAUGCGAACUGUCGCAUGGCUCUGUUUGAACGCAUCAGUGGCUCCUCGGACCUCUUCUUGUACGGGGGCGGCAACUGGGUGUUCUUCAAUGCCAACGGGGAUUGCAAGGGGGACUGUCAGAAGAACAUGCUUCAAAUUAUCGACUCGACCAGGAUAUAUCUGUACGGGACUAAUUCGAAGAGCACGACGAACAUGGUGCUCGAGGGCAGUCAGGUCAUUGCGACGCAGAACGAUAAUGCCGGUGGCUGGGGCGGAGUGAUCGCGGCGUAUCUGUACAAUACGUGA